Molecule: messenger RNA, 3242 nt
Organism: Polistes canadensis
Lineage: Eukaryota; Metazoa; Arthropoda; Insecta; Hymenoptera; Vespidae
Gene: PAN3
Product: PAB-dependent poly(A)-specific ribonuclease subunit PAN3
Exons: 9
Coding region: 1378-3201 (607 amino acids)
Biological process (GO): protein phosphorylation; nuclear-transcribed mRNA poly(A) tail shortening; mRNA processing
Cellular component (GO): PAN complex; P-body
Molecular function (GO): protein kinase activity; poly(A) binding; ATP binding
Source: RefSeq, a predicted model, not a curated record
AGAUUUUGUCGUUGAUAAAUAUUUACAAAUAAAAUUACGAUUAGAGGUAAUUAACGAAUGCGUGUGUGCGUGUUGUAUGUAUAUUGCGCGCGCGCGCGCGUGAAUUAUAUAUUAUUGUUAAAUCAAAUAAUCCAAUAGUUUUUUUGACAUAAGAAAAUUUCUUUUUUGAAUAUUACUUUGAUCAUAUAAAUAAGAGCAAAGUCACGUAAAACAGUUCGUAUGCUCAUAAACAUAUUCGGUAUUGUUUCUUAACGAUGACGUUAAAACGCUCUAAUAUAAUUCGAAAAAUUAAUAUAUUAUUAUUAACCGCGUGGUUCUUAAGAAGAUAAGUUGUGAUUUUCUAACGACAACGACACGGCGACAACGACCGUGGUGGUAACAGUAACAGUAGCAGUAGUAGUAGCAGUAGCAGAAGCCGAAGCCGAAGUCGAAGCCGAAGUUGAAGCCGAAGCAGUCAACGAUAGCGGACAGCUGCGAUCGAAGGACAUGAAUAGGUGUGACAAGGAAGGAGAUAGAAAUAAGAGUGUUUCGGAGAAGGCAAAAGGGAGAAGGCCAUAAAUACGCAAGAUUAGAACCUUUUCAUCAUUACUUCUCUGUCCUUUGUGUCUGGAUUGAACGCAGGAAACAUGUUAUUAAACGGUCAGACUGCAAUCAUCAAGUUUCUUCCAAAAUAUUAUCUUUUCGACUAUCUCUCUUGUAUUCGAAUGAAACGAUAAAGAAAGAAAAUAAAAAGCUCAUAUCAGUUAAUAUAAUAUUUUCGCGCCGUACGUUAACCGACGCGAUCUCUCUUUCUCUCUUUGUUUUGUGUAUAGUGACAAGGAACAAGAUUAAUGUUAACUUGGCAUACCCUUUCAGAGCGACCCUUUUUUUCUUUCUUACUUCUUUUUUUCAUAGAUAACGAGCUCUUACGCCGUUACGGUUAUCUCUCAGGAGCUGCGAAUGGUUAUUUUAUUUUUAUUUUUAUUUUCUUCUUCUUCUUUUUUCCCGCGCUAGAAACUGAUGCGCUUAGGCCUUACGUUAGAUUGAACGCGCUAAUUCGAAGAGAAAUUCAGUCAAGUCAAGGUUAUAUGCGUGCGUCUCUUUUCCAAUGUGUAUUGUCAAAAUCAGCUGCCAUUACUACUAUAGCGUGUUGUACUUACGUACUUAGGACACUAUUCUCGUCGUCGUGGUCGUCGUCGUGGUCGUAUUGAGGAAGAGAAAUCAAAGUGUACAAGCAUAAAAUAAAACAAAGGAAAUAUUGAGAUUGAUUAUUCCUGCCUUGCCUUUGCUUAAGGAAUAAAUAAGCAAGCAAUUGUAUUAAAAAAGAAUUAUAGUUCUAAGAGGGAGCAAAAGCAAAGAUUAAACGUAAUAGUGGUAAAUGCGGUGGUUGAAGGAGAUAUGGACCCAUCAAUGUUCGUUGCUUACACCCCUCAAACAAAUGGAGUUCCAUUGGAGUCCAAACUUGCUACCUACAUGAAUCGUCAAAGUCCUGGGACAACAUUAAAUGCUAAUGCAGUAACAAAACAUCUAUCCAAUCUUUCCCUUGACUCGCAGAAGAAAGUAACUGCCAGCCCAGAAUUUGUACCAGGGAGAGGUUUAACUGGUAGCAAUAGCAGUUCCCCUAAUCUUUUUAAUAAUUCUUAUCACUCCCAAGAAAAUGUAGGUGGCACAACUUAUUUUUAUCUUGGCAAUGCUGCCACAGAUGCCGUUGGAGGGGAAGAGGGAACGGAUGGCAUUGCUACUAUGGGAACAGGUCAAGCAGGCUAUGUAUAUCCGGGUACGCCGGCUCAUUUGCAACCUGUCAAACCAUCCAAGACUUCUUCAUCAAGUAGCUCCUCUGCCCCUUCCACACCCCCGCCGCAAGCAGCUCCUAGCUAUUUUAUCAGUGAAAGUUUACGAAUGGACAUUCUUCAAAAGAAUGCAUUAGUAUUAGCUCAACCCGAUAUGGUGAGAUUUCCUGAUUUACCAAAUGAGGUAGACAAUUAUCACGAGUUAUGUCCAUUGGAACCUACCCAUAAGCCAACUUCUACGGUACUUGGAUAUCAAACUUCGACGUAUAAAGCAACCAGUAUAAAAAGUGGUACACGUUAUUGUUUACGUCGUGUUCAUGAUUUCAGACUCGCAAAUACAAAAUGUAUGGUUUUGGUCGAUAUGUGGAAAAGACUAGCGCACACUAAUUUAGUUCAAUUAAGAGAGGUCUUUACUACUAAGGCCUUUGGCGAUCAUUCCAUGGUAUUCGUAUAUGAUUAUCAUCCUGGAUCAGAGACAUUAUUAAACAAGCAUUUUUCAUCGACUGAAUUGAAUGGUUAUACCGAUCCAUUUUCUUCGGAUCCCAAUGCUCCACGUCCGUAUAGUCAUACAAAAAAUACUAUUCUUAGGCAACAACAUAGUAGUAUGCUUCCUGAAAGUGUUAUUUGGAGUUAUAUCAUUCAACUCACUGCUGCCCUACGUGUAAUUCAUGCAGCUGGCUUGGCAUACAGGUGUUUGGAUCCCACCAAAGUAUUAUUAACGUCACGUACACGGCUUCGUUUGAGUUGCGUCGCUAUACCGGAUGUUGUUACAUUUGAUGGAACUGCAACAAAUCCACUUACACUCAUACCUCAUUAUCAACAAGAGGAUUUAAUAGCACUAGGAAAGUUGGUAUUGGCUUUAGCAUGUCGCAGUCUUCUUGCCGUCCAUCGCGACAAUAUGCAGGCCUCUCUCGAGCUCGUCGCACGAUCUUACUCCACCGAUCUUCGAAAUCUUAUAUUAUAUCUACUUUCAAAUCAAGCUCGAAGAAGUGUAACAGAUCUCAUGCCAAUGAUUGGAGCACGUUUUUAUACUCAAUUAGAUGCUGCUCAACUUAGGUCUGAUGUACUCGAGAACGAACUUGCUAAGGAAUUAGAAAAUGGAAGAUUAUUUAAGUUACUCGUUAAAUUAGCUACCAUUAAUGAAAGACCAGAAUUGAAUAUGGAACCUACUUGGGCAGAAACUGGUGAUAGGUAUAUGCUCAAAUUAUUUAGGGAUUAUGUUUUCCAUCAAGUAGCCGCCGAUGGAAGACCUUGGUUAGACAUGGCACAUGUUGUCUCUUGCUUAAAUAAGCUUGACUCUGGAUCUCAUGAUAAGAUAUGCUUAAUGUCACGGGAUGAACAAAGUGUAUUAGUUGUAAGUUAUGCAGAGUUACGACAAUGUUUGGAAACUUCGUUUGGAGAAUUGGUACAAUCAACAAAAGAUGCUGUCUAGGCCAAUGAUCUUUUCUUAUUGGCUAGAUACAUACUCCGAAC